UCUUUGCACUUGGGAAUGCUGACAGCUGGCACUGCUUCAUCUUUCCUUUUAGGGACAAGAAUCAUUUACGACCGUAAAUUCUUGAUGGAGUGCCGUAAUUCCCCAGUUGCCAAGACACCACCAUGUGACCUUCCAGACAUUCCAGGUGUGACAAGUCCUAACGUGGAAGAAUUGAAGGUAGAAAACAAUCGUGUGCACAACUACGAGGAGAAAGUGGGUGCAGGUGAGGAAGCUCAGUUUGACAUGGACAUCUAACGCACGUGCCCUGCGAAUGUUACUGGUGAAGAACAAAACCUCAAAGGGAGGUCCCUUCCAGCGAGGCUGUUAGAGUAGCCCACGCUUUGAGUGCUUUCCCGUUCCUUAGGAAGGGCAUCCACUUCUGCAGAGAACAGAAUACCCUCUGCUACGAGGACUGGAAGUCUCAGCUGACCUAUCUGGGUGUGAACCCCUGAGCACAGCCCCUGCUGUGAUGGGCAGCAGCAUGCGAGAGGAGAGAAACUCUCCAGGAUUGCUUUUUGUUUGUUUGUUUCAAAUUUCUAUGCCUUUGUUAAUCAGAGUGUGGAUACUGUAAAAGUCACAGCAAUGCAAUACAUGGGAGAAAUAAAAUCCUAUGAAGUCUCCAGGUGUGGGGAUUACUGCAA
Alligator sinensis (Chinese alligator) is the source of this 641-nucleotide messenger RNA. RefSeq names its product eukaryotic translation initiation factor 4E binding protein 1 (gene EIF4EBP1). Gene Ontology annotation, biological process: negative regulation of translational initiation. NCBI's taxonomy places the organism in Eukaryota, Metazoa, Chordata, Crocodylia, Alligatoridae. The transcript is spliced from 2 exons. The coding region runs from base 16 to 255 and encodes 79 amino acids. Gene Ontology annotation, molecular function: eukaryotic initiation factor 4E binding. The record is from RefSeq and is a predicted model, not a curated record. Gene Ontology annotation, cellular component: cytoplasm.